Westerdykella ornata is the source of this 2625-nucleotide messenger RNA. RefSeq lists its product as uncharacterized. The transcript is spliced from 11 exons. Lineage: Eukaryota; Fungi; Ascomycota; Dothideomycetes; Pleosporales; Sporormiaceae. Gene Ontology annotation, biological process: intra-Golgi vesicle-mediated transport. The record is from RefSeq and is a predicted model, not a curated record. Gene Ontology annotation, cellular component: membrane; TRAPPII protein complex; trans-Golgi network. The coding region runs from base 1 to 2625 and encodes 874 amino acids.
AUGGCGUCGAGUGCUUCCGAGGGUCAGCGACGGGGCAGUGCCGAGUUUGUGGAGAGCUCAAUUCUUGAGGUGAUUGUCCCGUCGGAUCCUACCAUCAAUCUAGACGCAGAAAUAGGGGCAUGGGACGGGAAGCUUGAAGAUGAGGGCAGCGCUAUAUUACCAUUUGUCUCCCAGCGACAGUUUUUGCUGUUUGUACCUCUCCUUGUAGUCCUUCGGACACCUCAGAUUGACCAGAGUACGCUAAGAGCUUAUAUCUCACGCCUGGCGAUCAGCCUGGAAGCUUUUGUUUUCAGUACUGCUCCACCGCCGGUACCAGAAGCCAGAGUGCCGCCACCUAAGGAGCCCAUCUAUUCAGAGACCAUCAAAGAGAGCAGCGAACCGCGUGUCAUCGGCCAUGAAGGGGAGAGUCACCACGCUUAUGUAGUAUGGAGAUUAGAAGUUUUCAUAAGUCGACCAAGAGCGAGACACCAUAAGCCUACCGUCUAUUUUCAACCUACAGCCUCCCUGAAACCUGCUCCGAAAAGCAAGCCCGUUGACGAUGACUAUCUUCCAAGCGGUGUGCCAACACCAAUGAACCUCCUCCAAUCGUUUGACAAUGACCCAGCUCUUGCCGGAGUCCAUCCACGCUUGUCUGCGAUGCGAAUCAGCAAGGUUGUGCCUACUACUCCAUUAGCCAAAGAGCUCGUCCGCCCAAUCCGAACCGGUCAGAGACGACUGUUCAGGGCAUUAUCAGCUUUGAUCUGGCGUGUAAGGUACUCAAGAAUGCGCGCAUCCAUGAGGGAUGCGUCCAUCAUUGCAUCACUGGAUUUGGAGGUUGCGCACAUCCCUGGUUGUCGUCUCACUGUCGAUGCCGUUGAGUUGGCACUUGGAAACGGCCAGGUUCAACCUAUGGCGGAGUAUGAGUUCGGCACAUGUGUCCAAGUACCCGGAGAUCAGGUAACCUAUGUCUACAAGCUGACACCAGAUCUCACCACAGAGCGAAAUUCAACCCAGCCCGCCAAUGCGCAUGUCCUGUCGCUCAGGAUGAAAGCGAGAGUUAUGCUUGCCAAUGGGCCCCAUCCAGAUAUCGACGUUCACUGGAAGACGGCGGUAGACUUCGCCGCGGAGCACGAUGCCGACCUCGUGAAGGCAGCUCAAAGGCUGAGCAACCCGAAUCUUCCACAACACAAAGCGCCCAACCCAGAUGCUUUACCCCAAGAUAGCGCAAGUCAACAAGGAGACGGGCGUGCAGACAAGGCGAUCAAUGUGGUCCUUACAAUCACCGGGCCAUGGUCAGUCAAGGUUGGAGACAUGUUCAACUGGGAUGUCUUCGUUGUCAAUCGUUCGGAAAAGACGCGGAAGUUGGCUGUGCUCGUCCUUCCCAAGCGGAAGAGGGACUACGAGAAGCAUAUAUCACAUCCCUCUGUCUCCUCGGUGGGAGGCCAAGGCGUGGAGAGGACAGAUGUCAUGGCAAAUGCGGUGGUGGACGAGAACAUCAUCUAUGCCAAACAGAAGCAUGCCAAAAUGGACACGGCAGAUCUGCUUUGCUUGACGACAGAUGUGCGGAUAGGGCACCUGGCCCCUGGAGCAUGCUACACAGCGCAGUUGAAGUUCGUUGCCCUAUCGGAGGGAGUGUUGGGCGUGGAGGCUGUCCGAGUGGUUGACCUCUCGACGCAGGAGGCAGCCGAUAUACGGGAUCUUCCGACAUAUAGGGGGGAACUGUCACAUCAGAGCCGGAGGAUGGGCAAUCGAAUAUGGCACUGGUUGGUGGCGCUUGCGAUCUACGCAAGACACAACAAGAGGCCGAGAAUGCUGGCUCUGGAUAGAAUAGUCAAGCGUGGCCAGUCAGUGAUGUCCUGUUCGAUCUCUCUUGAAAAUACGCGACGACGCCUCCUCUACCAACUAAACCGCCGCUGGAUUUAUGGCAAAAUCCCUCUCCUUCACGCUGCCGUGUUCCUCCUCCAAAUGGCCGCCGUAUCUCUCUUGACGAGGAAAUUCAACUCCUACUAUGCCCAGAGACCAGUACUCACUACUAUGAUAACUAAUGCCAUACUUGGAGGCAUAGCAGAUACAGUAGCACAAUCGUUGACAGCAAUCCGGCAACGGGCUGCACGCAAAUCUGCCGGCGUCGACAAGGACGGUUUCGUUGCCAUCGAGAUUGAUGACCUGCAUAAGAGGCCCGCAGGCCCAACGGGCGGCGUGAUACCAGAUUCGAAGCUACUGCCGCCGCCGUUCGACUUCGAACGCUUGACGAGAUUCAUGGCAUACGGCUUUUUGAUGGCUCCUGUCCAACACAAGUGGUUUAGCUUCCUAUCGAGGACGUUUCCUGUCAGCAAGACAGCCGCAUUUGUUCCUGCAUUGAAACGGGUGGCUUUUGAUCAAUUCCUGUUCGCCCCGUUUGGUCUCGCAUGCUUCUUCACGUUCAUGACGGUAGCCGAAGGCGGAGGGAAGCGUGCUGUUCAGCGCAAGUUCCAGGACGUCUACGUGCCGUCGCUCAAGGCAAAUUACAUGGUGUGGCCUGCGGUCCAGAUCAUCAACUUCCGAAUCAUGCCCAUCCAGUUUCAGAUUCCGUUUGUGUCUACCGUCGGUAUUGCAUGGACAGCAUACCUCUCCUUGACCAACGCCGCCGAAGACGAGUCAAUGUAG